AUGGUCCAGGCAAACUGGACAUCAGUCACAGUGUUUUUCUUCCUGGGAUUUUCCCACUAUCCUAAAGCUGAGGUCAUUGUAUUUAUGCUGUGUCUAGUGAUGUACCUUAUCAACUUGCUGGGCAAUACCAUUCUGAUUUCCAUCACCAUCCUGGAUUCCCACCUUCACACUCCCAUGUACUUUUUCCUCAGCAACCUCUCCUUUCUGGACAUCUGGUAUACCUCUUCUGCUCUCACUCCUAUGCUGGCAAACUUUGUUUUGGGGAACAAUACAAUCUCAUUCUCAGGAUGUGCUUUUCAGAUGUACCUCUCUCUUGCCAUGGGCUCCACUGAAUGUGUGCUCCUCUCUAUGAUGGCUUAUGACCGGUAUAUUGCCAUCCGCAACCCCCUGAGAUACCCCAUAAUCAUGAACAGGAGGAUCUGUGUGCAGAUUGCAGGCAGCUCCUGGCUGACAGGCUGCCUCACUUCCCUGGUGGAAACCGUGUCUGUGCUUCAGCUGUCUCUCUGUGGUAACACCAUCAUCAAUCAUUUCACCUGUGAAAUCCUGGCUCUCUUGAAAAUGGCUUGUGUAGACACUUCCGCAGUGCAGUUAAUCAUGCUCGUGAUCAGUGUCCUCCUUCUCCCCUUGCCAAUGCUGCUCAUCUGUGUCUCCUAUGCACUCAUCCUCUCCAACAUCCUGAGCAUUAGCUCAGGGGAUGGUCAAAGCAAAGCCUUUUCAACAUGUGCAGCCCACUUGACUGUGGUGGUUCUGUUCUACGGAACAGCUCUCUCCAUGUAUCUGAAACCCUCAGCUGUAAAUUCACAGGAAAUAGAUAAAUUUAUGGCUCUGGUAUAUGCUGGGUUAACACCAACGCUGAAUCCUAUUAUCUAUAGUCUACGGAACAAAGAAGUAAAAAUGGCUGCGAAAAAACUGCUGAUUAGAAAUCCCUUUAUCACUAUAUCAACUUUCAUCUUCAAAUAA
Nannospalax galili (Upper Galilee mountains blind mole rat) is the source of this 960-nucleotide messenger RNA. RefSeq names its product olfactory receptor 13F1. The record is from RefSeq and is a predicted model, not a curated record. NCBI's taxonomy places the organism in Eukaryota, Metazoa, Chordata, Mammalia, Rodentia, Spalacidae. Gene Ontology annotation, cellular component: membrane. Bases 1 to 960 code for a protein of 319 amino acids. Gene Ontology annotation, biological process: G protein-coupled receptor signaling pathway. Gene Ontology annotation, molecular function: olfactory receptor activity; G protein-coupled receptor activity. The transcript has a single exon.